ACAUAUACAUGUAGCUGUUGGGGAAUGGUCAGGAUCGGACCCCUGGCGAUAUUAGAACGCUGAUCCGUGACCUGUCGUGCGUCAUUUCUCCGCGUCUCACGACGGCGGAAAGUCCACUUCGGUUUUUGUGUGAAGCUCCAAAAAUCUAUGAAAUGUGUUUGCAUGUUCUCCUCGGCAAGCGGGGAUGUGGAGGUGGGAUAGCGAACAGCGAAAGGUUGGAGGAGCCCACGCGCUCGUUUUCGGACAAAGUGCAUUUUAACAGCGUCUCGCGGUUCUGUCUCACUGGCGAGCUCGUUUCAACGGAAUGCUCGAGACUCUUCCUAUCCGUGGAAUCAGUUCGGUUUGGUUCUUUCGCCUCUUUUUUUAAGCUGAAUCUCCGCAGCAGGAGCACCGCCGGACCGCUCGGACGGAGCUGCCCUCCCCUCGGCUCGCCAGUGUGUUGUGAUGAGGACUGGGGUGAGGCUGUAAGGGGUCUUGGCUGAUCUCUGGUCUCUGCAGGUAUUCCCCCCCCCCCCACCACCACCCCCUUCCUCUGUUGUUGUCUCCAGCAGCCCCCCUCUCCCUCUCUGCCCUCUCUCUCUCUCCCUCUCUCUCUCUCUUUCUCUCUCUCUCCUGUCCUAUAUUUUAUUUAUUUUCUCUUUUUGUUUCUCUCUUCUUUUUUGUUUUCCUCUCCCUCUCUGCCCUCUCUCUCUCUCUCUCUCUCUCUCUCUCUCUGCCCCCUCUCUCUUUCUCGCGCUGGACCAUGUCUGGCAGUGGGGGGUCAGCCCAUGGACCCCAGACUGCAGUGGACCUGCCCCCGUCCUCCCCGGGGUCGAUGGUAGAGCGCCGUAACCGCAGCGGCAUCAUCAGCGAGCCCCUCAGCAAGAGCCUGAAGCGCUCGCGCACGCUAACACUAGCCUCCGCUAACAGCGCUAACAACGGCAACACCCACAGCAGCCAGGCAGGCAAGCCGUCAGCAGAGCCUGGCCAGGGCAGGGUGCCGGCGGGGAGCGUGAAACUGGACCGGGGGGCACUGCUCUCGGGCCUGCUGGACUCGCCCAGCGGCCUCCACCUGGCGCAGGCGGCCGAGCUCCUGAGGCGGGCUGGAAUGCUGAUGCCACUAGGGGGCGCAGCCUCCGACACCGCCGCCAUGCCCCUGGGCGCCGUCACGGGCGUCACCCCCAGCGACCUCGAGAGCGUGGCCGCUUCCACGGCGACGGACUCUGUGGUGGGGAGCCUGUCGGACUUCCCGUUGCUGGGCAACGGCUUCCCGCUCCACCCGGGCCUGUUCAUCAUGACGCCGGCCGGAGUGUUCCUGGCCGACGGGACGUUCAUAGGGGGGGGCGCAGGGGUCACCGCUGCCGAGCACCACCAGCAGGCCCAGAGCGAGCUGUCAGCCGUCGCCAAUGGCAACGGCAAGAAGAAGCGCAAACGCUGCGGGAUUUGCGAGCCUUGCAGGCGGAGAGUGAACUGCGAGCAGUGCAGCAGCUGCCGCAACCGCAAGACCGGCCACCAGAUCUGCAAGUUCCGCAAGUGUGAGGAGCUGAAGAAGAAACCGUCAGGAGCAAUGGAGGUAAUGCUGCCAACCGGGGCGCCGUUCCGAUGGUUCCAGUAGGACUGCCCAUCCCAGACCCAAAGAACUGCCAAUCAAACUCUAGGCCAAUAGUGGCUCAAGACUCUGAUGGCCCUGCACACUGGUUGGACAAGACUUGUACACUAAUGAACAUUCAUGACGGAUGGUGAGGAGUGGAGAGUGGAGAGAAAGGGCUCUCCGGAACCAAAAACGAACUUCAAUUCUGAUGGCCAAAGGGUCAUCUAGAACAUUCCUCUUUUUCUAUGUUCCGUUUUGGAACCAUCAUGAGUUCUUCACUCCAAAGACCGAAAGUCUUAUUUGGAGAACCUGGAAUUGUUCACACCCGGAAGAAGAAAAAAAAAAGGACAAUCAGUUUUUGUUUGGGUUUGUUGGUUUGUUUGUUUGUUUCCGUUUGUGUUUGGUGUUUUUAUUGUCCAGAUGUGGAGAGAUGCGUACUUGCAUUAGAGAAUGUAAAUUUAAUGCUCUUUUUCAGAAAAGAAAAGAAAAAAAAAGAAAAGGAAAAAGCAGCAGGCUCAUGACUAAUAAGAAGCUCUGUUCUACUUUAGCUAUGUUUGUACUGACAGCUUCUUCAUGCUUGGGCUACCAAUACUGAAUGGGGCUUCAGUCAGUUUGCACAUCAUUGGGUUCUAAAAGGUCUAAAAAGCACCAUGCCACCAUACACACACACACACACACACACACACACACACAGCAUGGGGCAGCACAUACCACCACGCUCUUACACACAUAUACAUACAUGCAUCCAUGCCCCCCACCCCACACACACACACACACAUACGUUCAGACACACACACACACACGCACGCACACACACACACUUGGACAGAAGGACAUGCACACUGAGAGAGCCUUUUGUUCCUUUAAUGAUGUGAAAUGUGUUCUGGUCCCAGAGAGAGUGUGAGGGUACUCAUAAACAGACAGAAACUUCUAGAAAUGUUGAAUAGAGAUGGAUCAGCCAUGUUGCAUGAGUCAAGUGGAGUUUCUUAUUCUGUGUGUGUGUGUGUGUGUGUGUGUGUGUGUGUGUGUGUGUGUGUGUGUGUGUGUGUGUGUUUCUGUGUAUGUGUGUUUCUGUGUAUGUGUGUUUUGGAUGCAUACGCCUGUUGAAGUAUGUUUGGAAUAUGUGUGUGUUUGUGUGUGUGUGCAUGUGCGUGGGUGCGUGUGUAUGACACAUGUCUUCAUUCUAGUGAAGGUACAGAUGUAUGAGUGUGUAUUCAGUGUGUCUGUGACUUGUGCAUGCAUGUACAGUAUGCAUUUGUUUAUGGAUGUAUUGGAUGUGUGUGUGUGUGUGUGGGGGGGGUGCGUGGGUGCGUGUGUGUGCGCGUGUGUGGCCUUCAGUGUUUGUGUUUGACUCUGUGUUAAUAAAGGGGCUGUCAUGUGAAUAAUAAACUGGAAUGCAUGUAUCUGAGUCUGAGUGGGGGCUGUCAUCAGUGCUGUCCUGCGCUUUUGGAAUAAAAAACAAACAACAGUG
Molecule: messenger RNA, 3041 nt
Organism: Alosa sapidissima (American shad)
Lineage: Eukaryota; Metazoa; Chordata; Actinopteri; Clupeiformes; Clupeidae
Gene: cxxc5b
Product: CXXC finger protein 5b
Exons: 3
Coding region: 743-1594 (283 amino acids)
Cellular component (GO): nucleus
Molecular function (GO): methyl-CpG binding; zinc ion binding
Source: RefSeq, a predicted model, not a curated record